CAUUUACCUAUUAGAAAGUCCGCUACUCAUCGCUGUACGCUACAUCUUGUUUCCUUAUUUCUAAACAUCGAAGCGUCGCGACAUUAACCUGAAUACCACAUCAGCUCCACGGGUCCAGGUUCAGAUUACGCUCCAAGGCACGAAUGGUCCUUUGUCUCCAAUAACCCAAAGACCGACCCCAAUAUGUCGUCGAGGCAGGAUGGCUUUAGUGGUGACAACAAACUUGCUACCAGCAAGGCACUGGCCUCCAGUGUCAACGAAAAUCCUCAUGCAAUAAAACUAGAACACAACAGUUACACGGUCGGGUGGGUAUGUGCGCUGCCAAAGGAGCAGACGGCUGCGACAGCAAUGCUAGAUGAAAUCCAUCCACAUCUACCAAAACCACCAAGCGACCCUAAUACUUACACCCUGGGGUGCAUUGGGAGGCACAACAUCGUUAUAGCCUGCUUACCGAAAGGCCAGUACGGCACGAAUUCAGCAUCGGCGGUUGCAACUCGGAUGGUAGGCACUUUCCCAUCCAUUAAGGUUGGCCUUCUGGUCGGCAUAGGCGGCGGCAUUCCACCAAAAGUCAGACUCGGGGACGUCGUGGUCGGUACGCCCGUUGAUCAGUGUUCAGGGGUGGUCCAGUGGGAUCUGGGCAAGGCAGAAGUAGAGGGUGGCUUCAAAAGAACCGGCAUACUCAAUAACCCCCCGACGGCACUGCUGACGGCAUUGACGAAGCUAGAAACGAUGCAUGAGAUGAGCGGACCCAGGAUAUAUCAGUAUUUGGAUGACAUGGAGCAGAAAUGGCCUAGAUUGAUGCCAAAGUAUACCAGAUGUGAUUCUCUUGUGGAUCCUUUGUCCGGUUCCGACAAUUGCGCUAGAGAAAGCCAACACGGAGAAGGACAUGUGCACUACGGUUUAAUAGCGUCCGGUAACCAGGUUAUCAAGGACGCUCAUUUCCGUGAUAAUCUAAACAAGAGCCUCGGCGGCAAUGUGUUGUGUGUUGAAAUGGAAGCAGCUGGGUUGAUGAACAACUUUCCGUGUGUUGUGAUCCGGGGCAUUUGCGAUUAUGCGGAUUCAGAUAAGAAUAAAGCUUGGCAGGAGUAUGCUGCAGCUGUUGCAGCAGCGUAUGCAAAGGAGCUUCUUGAGUAUGUCCAGCCAAGUGAUCUUAAUGAGGAGCGCCCAGUGAAAGACAUGCUUGACGACGUCUUGGAUUGUGUAACAAGAACCCAGGCCGACGUUGAAACAAUGAAGUCGAACUUCGAUAGAAAUGAAGAACUCGAAGUCCUUGAAUGGCUUACACCAAUCGACUACGGUCCUCAACACAGUGACAUCUUGAAGAGACGACAGUCAGGAACUGCGCAGUGGUUCUUAGACUCUGCAAUAUACCAGACAUGGAUAAGCUCAAACAAGCAGACGUUAUUCUGUCCCGGUAUUCCCGGCGCAGGAAAAACAAUCUUGACGGCAGCAGUCAUUGAUGACAUUACUGCCCGAUUCCUACAUGACAAAUCCGUUGGGAUUGCGUAUGUCUACUGUGACUUUCGCCGGAAAAACGAGCAGAGCGCGGAAGACUUAAUAACAAGUCUCCUAAAGCAAUUGAGUCAAUGCAGGCCAUCCCUCCCAGAUAUUAUGCGCAGCCUCUAUGAUCGUCAUAGACAUAGACGGACUCGACCAGAAUUCGACGAAAUUGCAACGACACUCCGAUCUGUGGGUGCUAUGUACUCGAGAGUCUUUAUUAUAAUCGAUGCGCUCGAUGAAUGCCAGACAUCUAAUGACUGUCGAACAAGAUUUAUAAAGGAGAUUCUGAACUUCCAGGCAACUUGCGGUGGAAAUAUAUUCGCCACUUCAAGAUUCAUUCCGCAGAUCACUGAGAGAUUCAAAAACUGCACGACACUAGAAAUCCGCGCACAUGAUCAAGAUGUUCAGAAAUAUUUAAGAAGUAGGAUAUUGCAAUGUGAAUCGAGGCUAUUGGCCUCACACAGUGAGGAGAUCCAAACUGAAAUCACGAAAGCUGUCGAUGGAAUGUUCCUGCUAGCACAGCUUCACUUCGACGCUGUGAAAUCGAAAAAAACCACCAAAAGAGUAAAGGAGGCUUUGAAAAGCCUUCCAAAGGGGUCUGAAGCAUACAAUGAUGCAUACGAAGAUGUGAUGCAGCGAAUUGAAGAGCAGGACAUAGAUUCCCGGAAACUUGCACACGAUGUUCUAUCGUGGAUCAACUGUGCAAUGAGGCCGCUCAAUACAUUAGAGCUUCAACAUGCACUUGCUGUAGAAGCGGAGUCAGAAUUCGACAAAGACAACAUUCCGUUCCUGGAUGACAUUAUCUCUGUCUGUGCAGGCUUGGUCACAGUUGACGAAGAAAGUGAUGUCAUUCGAUUGGUACAUUAUACAGCACAAGAAUUCUUCCAACGAACGUGGACCAGGUGGUUCUCAAACGCACAUCACGGCAUUGCGACAGCUUGUGUCACAUACCUCUCUUUCGACCCCUUCAAAGCAGGCCCCUGUUCCACAGACGCGGAUUUUGAAGCGCGAUUAGACACAUACCCCCUUUUCUCCUAUGCAGCGAGGAACUGGGGUCAUCAUGUUCGGACACAACAAACGGGAAUAAGCUUCAUAAGAAGUAUCAAGUCAGAUUCAGGAGAUAUUGAUGGUCGCACCCCACUAGCGUGGGCAGCAUGCAAUGGCCAUGAGCGAGUGGUCAAACUUCUGGUUGAGAAAGGUCUUGACCUAGGCUCGAGAGAUAUCUUCGGCCGUACUCCACUAUCAUUAGCCGCCUCGAAUGGUUUUGUGGGAGUGGUGAAGCUCCUAGUGGAGAUUGAUUCAGAUCUAGAUUCUAGAGACGCAGAAGAUCGAACCCCUCUAUCAUGGGCCGCAUACAAAGGUCAUAUAAAAAUUGUGCAAUUGUUGCUGGAAGGUGGUGUUGAUCCAGACUCC
Aspergillus eucalypticola CBS 122712 is the source of this 2913-nucleotide messenger RNA. RefSeq names its product purine and uridine phosphorylase. NCBI's taxonomy places the organism in Eukaryota, Fungi, Ascomycota, Eurotiomycetes, Eurotiales, Aspergillaceae. Gene Ontology annotation, molecular function: protein binding; catalytic activity. Gene Ontology annotation, biological process: nucleoside metabolic process. The annotation marks the transcript as partial. The transcript is spliced from 4 exons. The record is from RefSeq and is a predicted model, not a curated record.